This is a messenger RNA of Loa loa (African eye worm), 2303 nucleotides long. RefSeq lists its product as hypothetical. NCBI's taxonomy places the organism in Eukaryota, Metazoa, Nematoda, Chromadorea, Rhabditida, Onchocercidae. Gene Ontology annotation, molecular function: DNA binding; RNA polymerase II C-terminal domain phosphoserine binding. The record is from RefSeq and is a predicted model, not a curated record. Gene Ontology annotation, cellular component: Cdc73/Paf1 complex. Bases 1 to 2166 code for a protein of 721 amino acids. The transcript is spliced from 17 exons.
AUGGAAGUAAUCUUCGUUGCAGUGUCAACAAUGAGUAAUAAAAGUGAUGCAUCAGGUGAGGGUGCUGAUUCAGCAUCGGAUGUCGAAAUGAAACAUGUCGCUUCCUCUGACGAUGAACAAGUUAAGGAUUCAUCAGCAAAAGAUAAAUUAAAUCCGGAUAGUGAAGAUAAUAAGCAAACAAAAGGAAGACGUUCCACCCGUGCUACUCAUCAGAACAAGAAAGUGAUCGAGAGUGGUACAUCAGAAGAAGAUUCGGAUUCGGAUGUAGAAGCUGCGACAAGCAGUAGAAAACGUAAAACUGAUAAAAAAUUCAGAGGCCGUAGUAAAAAAGUGCGGGCUCAAACUGAUAGCGACGAAGAUAGCAGUGACGACAGUGACAAGAAGUCGUUAGUUGAUGAAUACGAUGAUGAUAUGUUCUUGGAUGAAGAAGAUCGGCGUCGGCUAGAAGAAAUGACGGAAAAAGAUCGAGAAGCUGAAAUUUUCAAACGUGUUGAACAGCGGGAAAUUUUACGUGCGAGACAUGCAAUCCAGAAGAAAAUCAAAGCUCAAAAAGAAGACAGCUCAGGUCUGUCAAAAAAAGAGAAAAAAGAGAAGAAAAGACGGGAAAAAGAAAAGAAACGAGAGAAAGAAGCUAGAAAAAAGAUCAUUGAAAGUGACAUCGAUGAAAGAAAUGGCGUGGAUGGAAGUAUAGCACUUUUACGUGCUGGUUCUGCGAGCGAUGGUAAAGAUAACAGCGAUGAAUACGAUGAGUUUCAACGUCCAUCAGAAAUCCAAAAAAAGCAGAAGCAGAAGAAUGCAAUGGCCGAUCUUGUUAAUCGACGAAAAGAGAAACAAGAAGCUGCUCAGAAGAAAAAGACACAAUCGCAUAAGUCAGAACUGGAUAUCGAUGAAGUGUUUGGAAAUGGUGGUAGCGAUGAUGAUUAUGAAAAGAGUUCCAGCUCGUCAAGUCGUUCGAGUAGUAGAUCUACAAGUAGGAGUACAAGCAAAAGUAGAACUCGUAGUCCGUCGCCUGAAAAAAAAAGAGAGGUGAAUUGCCUUGCUGAUUUGUCGAGGAUACGUUUAUCUCGUUUCAAAAUUUCUAAGAUCGUUCAUGCACCUUUUUUUAACAAAACGGUGAUUGGGUGCUUUGUUCGCAUUGGUAUCGGAAGAAAUAAAGAAGGCAGAAGUGUUUAUCGUGCAGCUCAAAUUCUGGAUGUUGUUGAAACAGCCAAAGUUUAUCAGUUGGAGAAUACACGAACAAAUAAGGGACUCAAGCUGAAGCACGGUGAAGAAGAGCGUGUCUAUCGCCUCGAAUUUGUUUCCAAUUCUGAGUUUACUAGUCAUGAAUUCAAUAAAUGGUACGAUGCUAUGAAAUCUAAUAAUCUCGCAAUCCUUACGAUAGAUCAAGUUGAAAAGAAGGAGGCGGAUAUUCAGAAAGCUGUCAAUUAUAAUUAUACUGACAAAGAUAUUGAACUGAUGGUGCAAGAGAAAAUGAGGUUUCAAAAAGCUCCUCUCAAUUAUGCUUUGGAAAAAGGAAAUCUUAUCAAACUUAAGCAAGAAGCCGAACAGUAUGGCAAUGUUGAGGAAGUACAGAUAUUGCAGCUACAAAUUGAUGAUUUGGAAGCAAGAGCCGCUGAAUUGGAACGACGUCGUUCACAAAGUAUUCGUGGUAUUAGUUGGAUCAAUCAACGUAACAGACAAGCCAUCAAAGACGCUAUUCUUAGUGGCCAAGUACAUAUUGAAACUUCCAGUCAAGAUGAUCCAUUCACUCGAAAGAAUGCGCGAAUGAAGCCUGUUCCUGGAAGAGAUAAAAUGACUCAACAAUUGAAUGAGAAGAGAGAUGCAAACGCUAGCAAUAAUGAUGAAUAUUGCGCACCAAGCUCACAGUCGAUUGUUACUGAGCUGAAUGAUCAAAAGCUAUCGUCUCAGAAAGAAGCCGUCAGUGCAGUUGGAGCGCGAAGCUCAAGUGGACCUGUUUCGGAUCUUUUCAAUGCUCAUAAUUUCGAUGUUGAUAUUGACAUUGCCAUACCGGCAGCAAUGACACUGUCUUCUAGUGCUCCGUCAUUCACUUCAGUGGAUGUCAAUUCAAGACACUCUGGUCUGGGCAGUAAUCGAUCCACAAUAAAUAGAGGAUCAUCUAGACCAUUAAGUCUCGAAGAUUAUAAACGUCGUAAGAAUAUGUUGUAAAUGCUUAGGAGAGAUAUGUCUUUUUCUUUUAAUUUGAAUUGCUUUGGGCAUCGUUUCAAAAUCACUUAUGGUUGAGUAAAGGUGAAAUGAAAAAGCCUUUCUACUAGUAAGUUUCAUUCUGUACACUUGCACGAAAU